Messenger RNA from Tachysurus vachellii, 4562 nucleotides. RefSeq names its product cut-like homeobox 2b (gene cux2b). The record is from RefSeq and is a predicted model, not a curated record. Gene Ontology annotation, biological process: regulation of DNA-templated transcription. NCBI's taxonomy places the organism in Eukaryota, Metazoa, Chordata, Actinopteri, Siluriformes, Bagridae. The transcript is spliced from 22 exons. The coding region runs from base 52 to 4452 and encodes 1466 amino acids. Gene Ontology annotation, molecular function: DNA-binding transcription factor activity, RNA polymerase II-specific; DNA binding.
CAUAUAUUUAUUGUAGCCGGUGCAAAAAAAAUCUCCUCAAUAUACCCCAAGAUGGCCGCCGAUGUGGGAUCGAUGUUUCAAUAUUGGAAGAAAUUUGAUCUACGGCGGCUGCAGAGGGAGCUAAAUUCAGUGGCAGCACAACUGGCUGGGCGACAGGAAGAGAGCGAGCACUCCCAUAAGCACGUACUUGAGUUGAGUCGAGAGUUCAAGAAAAAUGUCCCUGAGGAAGUGCGAGAGAUGGUUGCUCCUGUCCUCAAGAGUUUCCAAGCCCAGAUUGUUGCCUUGAUCCAGCGCAGUAAGGAGGCAGAGUCUGCAUUUCUGGGAGUUUACAAACAGCUGAUAGAAGCCCCAGACCCUGCUCCAGUGCUGGAAGCCUCUUGCUCUCUGGAGGGCCGUCUCACCCAGUUGCAAAGCUCUUCUCCAGACACCAAGGUUCUGGUCAGAGAGAUCUCGGGCCACUGGAGGAGAAACCUGGAGUGCCUUAACAGUGCAGAUAGUGUAAAAGAAAGCCCAGAAAGCAUACAGAGAGUAGCAGGGUCAGAACAAUUUCCCCAUAUGAUGACCCCAAACGGCACACAAAGCCUCCAAGAUGGUGGCUUACCCCUUCACAACCACCAGAGCCUGGAGGAAAGGGAAGCAGAUGAACCAGAUGCUCUGUCUGUCAGACUGGCGCAAGCUGAAGAGAGAACCAAAACUCUUCAGUUAGCACUGAACAAAGCCCAGUCAGAGAUGAAGGAGCUAAAGUGUAAAUACUACAAGGAAAUGGCUGCCAAAGCAGAGGAACUGUCCCAGCUCAAGAUGAACCUGGAGAAGGCCAGCCAGAGAGCAGAUUUGGCCCAGAGGGAGUUGGAGCGACUGAGGGACCAGUUAACCAGCAGUUACACCGUUGCUAAAGGAAGUGACGAGGGUCCCAGUGAGGGGAAAGCAGGGAGGGAUGAGAAGGACAAGUGCUCACCAUCACGGCUGGAAGCAGUGCUGUUCUCCAAAGACAGAGAGAUUCUUCGCCUGCUUGAAAAUGUCCAGAGGUUGCAGUUCACUCUCCAAGAAGUGCAGGACUCCUCAGCAAGUCAGCUAGCAGAUCUUGAACACCAGCUGGCAAAUAAGGCAGAGGCUAUUGAAAAAUUAGAGGUUAAACUGCAGUCUCAAUUGGACUAUGAAGAAAUUAAAACUGAACUCAGCAUUCUUAAAGCAAUGAAACUGACAUCGGCGAAUGGGAGCUCGUCCCAGGACUCUGACAAAGUUGCAGAGGUUUUGCUGCUUGACAAACAGUCUUUCCUACAUGCCAACAAAAUGCUGACAGACAAAUCCAGAGUCCUACAGUGUCCUGAUGAAGACCAUUCAGAUUCUUCCAGUAGGGAAUUGGGGCGCCCCAUGAGCUCGUACUCCUCCCCUCCAGGAGCAUUACCAAUAGACAGCCAGUCAUCCUCCAGUCCAGUACCACCUAAUCCCGACGGGACCUCAGGUACCCAUGAGCUCCCACGAUCAUUCUCUGCAUCACCUUUCUCCAGUGAAAAGCAUGCUGCAGGGCCCCUCUUGCAGAAGCAGCUCCUCUCUCCUCACUUUAAGAAGGAGGGCACCUCACUCAUGGCCUUUCCCACCGCACUGUUUGCUGCAAAAGCUGCCCUAAUGUCAGCCAAUCCAGGAUCUUCAGGGCCCUUGGUGAUGGAAUCUGGCAUAGCUAGUGACCAGUCAGAGUGCAGCAGCUCAGGGGGUGGUGAUGAGGACCACAUGGACACAGCAGAGAUAGCCUAUCAAGUGAAAGAGCAGCUUCUCAAACAUAACAUUGGUCAGCGGGUGUUUGGGCACUAUGUUUUGGGCCUCUCCCAAGGCUCUGUGAGUGAGAUACUAGCUCGGCCCAAACCCUGGAGGAAGCUGACCGUCAAAGGCAAGGAGCCCUUUAUCAAGAUGAAGCAGUUUCUGUCUGAUGAACAGAACAUCCUGGCCUUGCGCACCAUUCAAGUUCGCCAGAGAGGGAGUAUCACUCCUCGCAUCCGAACUCCAGAAACUGGGUCAGAUGACGCGAUUAAGAACAUUCUGGAACAGGCUAAGAAAGAGAUCCAAUCACAGCGAGGAGGUGAUAGUAAGUCCUCUCUGGGAUCCUCAACAGGUCGCAGCAGCAGUGGUGCUGGCAGUAAUUCAGAUGAGACUAUAAAGAGCAUCUUGGAACAGGCGCGUCGGGAAAUGCAGGCACAGCAGCAGGCCCUGCUUGAGCUGGAGGCUAGCAGCCACAGUCUAAGCUCGCAGGAGUCCCACAAGACCAUUUCUGGCCCUAUACCUACAUAUAUCAAGCAAGAAGAGGGCAGCACCAUGCCCAUGUGCCCAUCCAACCCCAUAGGCAGCCCCCAGACCCCCCUCAGCGUUCUGUCACCUGCUGCUUUUGUCCAAAACAUUAUCCGUAAGGUGAAGUCGGAAAUCGGCGAGGCUGGAACAUAUUUUGACCAGCACUGGUCUCGUCCCUUCACCUCGGUCUCACCCUCACUCUCCUCUUCCUCCUCCUCUGUGCCCUCCACAGUGCCCCGCGCUUGGAACGUGGAAUGCCCCAUGGGCACAGAGGAGGGGCCAGGCACUGAAGAGGAUGAACCUCCACCAAGCCGACCUGUGAAAGUGGAGUCAGAAGUGUGUGUAAGCGGGGAGCAGGCUACAUGUGGAGGACCACGAAUGAGCUACUAUUCCUCCUACAUUCCUCGCACUCUCAAGCCCACUGUGCCACCACUCACGCCUGAGCAGUAUGAGAUGUAUAUGUAUCGUGAGGUGGAUACCAUAGAACUCACACGCCAGGUCAAGGAGAAGCUGGCCAAGAAUGGCAUUUGUCAGCGAAUCUUUGGAGAAAAGGUACUGGGACUUUCUCAGGGUAGCGUGAGUGACAUGCUGUCUAGACCCAAACCCUGGAGCAAGCUCACACAGAAGGGACGAGAGCCUUUUAUACGCAUGCAGCUGUGGCUUCUGGAUCAGUUAGGACAGAGCCUCAAUCAGCAGUCCAACCACAGUCACAACAGUGACAAAAGCCCUGUGACAUCUCACUCUUCACCAUCCCCUCCACUCAGCCCAGAGGAGAACCAUCCCAGUAUGCCUCUGGAGCCAGUGAGUUUGGUGCUGGAGAGCAGCAAGGAAAACCAGCACCCUCACCCACAGCACACAGAACCUCACGGAGUAAAGGGCACAGCAGGCACAUUGGCAAUCCAGCAGCCUCACAUUCCACUAGGCAUUCAGGAGCUGGUGGCCAUGUCGCCUGAGCUUGACACAUAUGCUAUAACCAAGAGGGUAAAGGAGGUCCUGACUGACAACAAUCUAGGUCAACGUCUGUUUGGCGAGAGUAUCUUAGGCCUUACACAAGGCUCUGUGUCAGACCUGCUGUCCAGGCCCAAACCAUGGCAUAAGCUGAGUCUAAAGGGCAGAGAACCAUUUGUGCGCAUGCAGCUGUGGUUAAAUGACCCACACAAUGUGGACAAACUGAGAGAUAUGAAGAAGAUGGAGAAAAAAGCAUACCUGAAACGCAGAUAUGGUCUGUUGAAUCCUGGCUCAGACACAGACUCUCCGGUAGCACGUUCAGACUCCAAUAGCCCAGGUCUUGCACAAAUGGAGCUGUGUGCUUACAGCCAAGCUAAGAAGCCCAGAGUAGUGCUAAACGCAGAGGAGAAGGAGGCUCUGAGGAAGGCAUACCUGCAGGAACCCUACCCAUCCCAGCACACCAUUGAGAUGCUGGCCACCCAGCUUAAUCUCAAGACCAACACAGUUAUCAACUGGUUUCACAACUACAGGUCUCGAAUGCGGCGUGAGGUCCUCGUGGAAGGUUCUCAGGACAAUGAUGCUGAUGCGGAGUAUACCUUCUCUCCGUCAGUGAGCUGCAGUCCAAUUUCUGAUGUAGAUGAAAGAAAAAAACCCCAUUCAAUUUGCAAUGGACCCACGAUGAUCAGUGUCAAACAGGAAAUGGAGGAAGAGGAGGAGAAGCUGCAUAUCAGGCAGGAUACAUGCUCCGCCAUGACAGUGCAGUUCAUUGAGAUGAAGACUGAAGAGGACCAGACAUCUGGCAGCAGGGACCUGACAUCAUGUUGUCCUCAAAGUCUCAGGCAGGAUGAAGCUUGCAUCCACAAACUCUGUUCUGGAUCUGUUUCCUCAGACAACAUUCAGAAAAGCAACACAGCCGCAAACGAAGGGGAAAAUAAAUCACCGGUGGACCCAGCAAGCUUCAAGGCAUCAUCAGAGGCAUGCCGCAGCAGUCUGGAGGUGUCCCUCGACUCCCCCUCAGCUGCUUCUUCUCCUGGCCUCAUGAUGUCUGUCUCACCUGUGCCGUCUUCUUCCGCCCCCAUUUCUCCAUCUCAGUCUCUCCAGUCCAACACCAAGAUUAGCAAGAGCACACAGAGGCGUGAUGAGAAAAUGGCCAACCUUAGCAACAUCAUCCAUCGGCUUGAGCGAGCAGCCAAUCGUGAAGAGACGCUGGACUGGGAGUUCUAGAGCUUCAAGCUUAAAUAUACUCUGUUCCUGAAGGUGGAUUUCUCAAUCAUGAGGCUUUUGCCUAUCAUCAGGAACAAGGAAGCGAUAUAAUCUGUCCCACAGAUAAAAUA